AUGCCCGAUUUAGUUAAGGAUAAGGCACCUACAUUCCCCAUAUCUAAAGUAAAGAAGAUUGCCAAAUGUGAUCCGGAAUACAUCAUUACAUCUAACGCAGCUGUAUCGGCGACCGCGUUUGCAGCAGAAUUGUUUGUACAGAACCUUGUUGAAGAAUCGCUGGUGUUAGCACAAUUAAAUUCGAAGGGCAAGACAAGCCUACGACUAAGUUUAAAUUCUAUCGAAGAAUGUGUAGAAAAAAAAGAAAAUUUCAGAUUCUUGGAGGACGUUAUUAAACAAUUGAAGAAAAAUAGCUCUCUCAACAAGAUGAGAGAACUUGGAAAGCAACCGGGAUCAGAUAAUCAGCAAGCCGAUGAAGAAGAGCCACAGCUGCAUCAAGACGAUGAUGAAAGCGAAGACGAAGGCGCAGAAGAUGAUGAAGAAGACGAUGGAUCUGAACAAGAGGAACCUGCGCACCAGGAAGAACUCAUAGAUGAUCGUGAAAUCGACGAAGAUGAUAAGCCUCCGCGUAGUGUGGCAACUUUACUGUCGAGGUUUCAAUACAAAUCAACGCUGGAUGCAGGUGAGCGAUCAGAUUCUUCUGAUCAUGAAACAGAUGAGGGGAAGAACAAAUAUACUUAG
Saccharomyces kudriavzevii IFO 1802 is the source of this 621-nucleotide messenger RNA. RefSeq names its product DNA polymerase epsilon noncatalytic subunit (gene DPB3). The transcript has a single exon. Bases 1 to 621 code for a protein of 206 amino acids. Lineage: Eukaryota; Fungi; Ascomycota; Saccharomycetes; Saccharomycetales; Saccharomycetaceae. Gene Ontology annotation, molecular function: protein heterodimerization activity. The record is from RefSeq and is a predicted model, not a curated record. Gene Ontology annotation, cellular component: nucleus; CHRAC.